Fopius arisanus is the source of this 1136-nucleotide messenger RNA. RefSeq lists its product as uncharacterized. The record is from RefSeq and is a predicted model, not a curated record. The transcript has 4 exons. NCBI's taxonomy places the organism in Eukaryota, Metazoa, Arthropoda, Insecta, Hymenoptera, Braconidae. The coding region runs from base 51 to 1136 and encodes 361 amino acids.
UGACAGUCACAAUCAUCCAAAUCUUGUGGUUGAGACAACAACAAAGUAAAAUGAAGAUUUUUGCGGUAUUUGCCAUCGUUUUGGCAGUUGCAGCAGCUGCGCCCAGUCUAGGUGGAGGAAAGGCUCAGCCUCCCAAGUUCAUCAAUCGCCCACAUCCACCAAGUGGAUCAGGUCGCCCCUUCGGUAGAUCGAUUGAGCUAGAGUCCCGUGAUGUCCAUGGAAGCGUUGGUGCUGAGGCUGGUGUAUCAAAAGGUGAGGGAUCCCGAACUGAGGGACACGUUGGUGUCCACGGAAAGAUCGACUGGGACGAACCUGAGCUAGAAUCCCGCGAUGUUCAUGGAAGCGUUGGUGCUGAGGCUGGUGUAUCAAAAGGUGAGGGAUCCCGAGCUGAGGGACACGUUGGUGUCCACGGAAAGAUCGACUGGGAUGAGCCUGAGCUAGAGUCCCGUGAUGUUCAUACAAGCGUUGGGGCCGAGGCUGGUGUAUCAAAAGGUGAAGGAUCCCCAGCUAAAGGUCAUGUUGGCGUCAGCGGGAAGAUCGAAUGGGAUGAGCCUGAGCUAGAAUCCCGUGAUGUUCAUACAAGCGUUGGAGCUGAGGCUGGUGUAUCAAAGGGUGAAGGAUCUGGGGCUGAAGGCCACAUUGAUGUCAGUGGAAAAAUCGAAUGGGACGAAGAUGCAGCUUUUGCACGUGGUCUAAACGGAGGGAAAGCUCAGCCUCCCAAAUUCAUUAAUCGUCCACGUCCACCAACCGGAUCCGGUCGCCCGUUCGCUCAAUCCCGCGAUGUCCACGGAAGCGUGGGUGUAUCAGCUGGAGCAUCGAAAGGUAAAGGAGACAGGGCUGAAGGACACGUUGGUGUCAACGGAAAGAUCGAAUGGGAUGAGCCUGAGAUCGAUCUUAAUGAUCUGCAGUCCCGCAAACACCACGGUCACAUCAGCAUAGGAGCUUCAAAGCAUGGCAAGAAAGGUAAAUGGCAUAUUGGUGUCGGUGGAAAAAUCCAAUGGGAUGAACCUGAGCUAGAGUCUCGCGAUGUCCACGGAAGCGUCGGUGCAUCAGCUGGAGCAUCCACAGGUAAAGGAGGCAAGACUGAAGGACAUGUUGGUGUCAACGGAAAGAUCGACUGGGACGAGGAUCAGUGA